Owenia fusiformis is the source of this 1415-nucleotide messenger RNA. The record is from the annotation of a GenBank genome assembly. Lineage: Eukaryota; Metazoa; Annelida; Polychaeta; Sabellida; Oweniidae.
CGUAUUCGAUGGACGACGUGUGUUCAUCGAUGCGCCAGACGACUACCAGGUCCACAUGAUGGUGAAGUAUUUGACCAAACGUUAAUACACCUCUCACCUCAAAUACUCGUUCUUGGAGUAGGUGGUGCGAGUAUAUGAGUAUGAGCAAGCGAUAAUUCACUGUAUAGUACAAAUAGAUCUCUGAAUCCAGCUCAUUCUAUGGACUUGAAAAUGGUUUAAUUUUUUCCUCGGGUUAUAUAAGAGACCUGCAUCUUGCAUCAGUGUGUUGGAAUGAUUUCAGCAACCCUAAUUUACAGACGGGUGCCAUGGUGCCACCUAUCUGGUACUGACACCUUUAUUUAUUUACGUACAUGUGUAACACUGUAACCUCACAUUAUUAGUGUAUGGUUUGGUAUACCGUUUAAAGAGUGAAAUGUAAAUGAAAACAGUAGACAUGAAAAUAAAGUUUGAAUGGACAGGUAGUGGAAGGUCACGAAUACAGACCUCAUUUGUGAUUUAAUGUUGAUGGGAUGGAUGCUCGCGAGUGUUAAAUGGCAUCUGGAUGACAUCCAUAAAUUAAAAGACAACAACAUAGAUGUUUUAUGGUGUAUUGUAGCGGGGUAUUGUAGUCGUAUCCUAAUUGUACAAUUGUAUAUUGUAGUUCUUGACCUGACUAUUAAUUGAUUGAAAUAUGGAGCAUCUCAUCAGAUGCGAUGAAACUGUAACUGAGUCUAUCAGUGCAAGGGCAUUUAGUUCAAAUUGCUCAACUCAAAUUUCAAGUAAAAGUAAAAAGAUAAAAAAAAUAAUAAUUUGGAUAAUGAUGGAAAUUACUUGGGAAAAAGCUUUGAUAGCUUUGAUGACAUGUGCCGUGACAUCUGUGGUUAGUAGAGAAAUACCUCGAACAUCGAACAAAGUGUCCUCUUCAAUUCCAACAGAACAGCCGCCUGAUAACUUCUGCAACGGUAGGCCUCCAGGAAGCUACGCAUACCCCUACCCUCCAUUUGGGAAACCAGGAUGCACCUUUUUCAAAUGCUCUAACGGCGACGUCUCUGUGCACAAAUGUCCCCCGGGGACCAGGACUGGGUAUGGAUACCCCGCAUAUAGGGUUCCACACUCGUAUGUGUAUCCGUACGAGUAUCAUGGAUAUCCAUUUUUACGACCAUAUUUCCAUAAUGAACAAACGAUAUGCAACUCAUUCGACUAUUAUGGAGAGUGUGGUUUGCCGUAUCCUCCACGUGGACCCACGCAUGAUUAGGAUAAUGCCGGAGACCCCGGGCGGAGACCAGAUCAUGUUUACCCCAAGUCAAAUCACUCGUAUUUUAAACAUUCCAAACUGUUGCAAAACUUUGUAUUAAUAUGUAAACUAGGACAACUUGAUUAAUCACAUGAUACUUUUGAAAUAUGAAAUAAAGUAUAUUUCACGACAUUCAAUGAAA